Molecule: messenger RNA, 3789 nt
Organism: Chenopodium quinoa (quinoa)
Lineage: Eukaryota; Viridiplantae; Streptophyta; Magnoliopsida; Caryophyllales; Amaranthaceae
Product: geranylgeranyl transferase type-2 subunit beta 1-like
Exons: 11
Coding region: 2613-3554 (313 amino acids)
Biological process (GO): protein geranylgeranylation
Cellular component (GO): Rab-protein geranylgeranyltransferase complex
Molecular function (GO): Rab geranylgeranyltransferase activity
Source: RefSeq, a predicted model, not a curated record
CUUAGUGUGUAUUUGUGCUCAAACAAGUUUUUAUUUUUAUUUAAUUUAAACCAUCACUCUUCUUCUUCUUUCCCCCAACUCACGUACUACAUUGUUGUUGCCCUUUGCUUCCCCCAUUCACGAACAACACACACAAUAAAAAAAUAAAAAUCGCUGCACCAGACCAUCGCCGCACCUGCCACCGCAGCCACCAUCGCCUAGAACACCGUCGCCCAGCCAGUUUACUCUAAACCCUCGUAAGGUCUGCCCUACCCCAUAAUUAGACGAUCGUACAAAGCCUCAGCCCAUUUAUUAUUAGUAGGAUGGUCAUGGGUCAUGGGACUCAUGGCUUCUAAUAGGAUCCAAGGCGUCCAACCCAUUGAAUUGCUCUAUUAAAGCGCAUUCAACGUUCUCCAUUGAAGCGCAGUUGCCGUUCUCCGUUGAAUCUAGUUCUUGUAUACCCCAUUGAAGCAGCUUCUGAGGAUUCAACUAUGAAAUCAGAGCUCUUUUCCCUGGGCCCAGGGUUGCCGCCCCUCCUGCCCUUCCUCAGGGACGGGCCUGGUUAAGAGUGAAUACAGAUUGAAUUUUAAUUUAGAAUUCUGUAUAGUUUUGCUGAUUUUUUUUUGGUGAAAUUGACAUAAUGUUAAUGUGAAAUGAAACUUGUACAAAUCAAAUAGCUAAUUAAUCUGUAAUUAUAUUAAGCUACCCCCCUUGAUAUUGUUGUUCCUAAGUAAAUGACUAAUCUUUAAUUCUAUAGUUGAAAUAACAGGACAUUUUUUUCUUUAAUCGAUUGGGAGUUAGAUUUUAACUUUGUAUUGUUCUUUUUGGUUUUGAAUUGACUGCCUUUUUUAAGUGAUCAAAUGUCAGAACUGUGUAUGCCAAUCUAGGCUGAAGUUUAGUCGGCUUUGAUUGAUUUUGGGUCGGGUUAGUUUUUCCUGGCGUUUAAAAUUAAAUGUUACUAGAAGUAUGGCCAAAUAAUGAAGUAAAAAUUUGGGAGAGGAUAGGAUGCAUACGAAGUAUUGGGGAACAAUAUAAGGGAGGUUUACAGACUUUCUCUUUCUCAAGUCUGGACUCCUUUCCAUAGUUCUAACCAUCAAUCUUUAUCUUCAACUUGGUCUCCGUCUCUCCGAUCUAGCCAUUAGAGCUUCAUCUUGCUUGUGUUUAAAUCUUUGGUUUGGGAUUCCUCUCUUUUUUCUUCUGUCACAAAUUUGGCUAUUUUGUCAUUUUUAUGCCUGCCUCAAACUAUAGAUUUUCCCCCUUUUUCUUUCUUUCCAUUAAAUUUGAGGAUCGAAAAUCAAAAGAGAAAGGGUUACAGUUAGAUGCAGUCCUCUUUUUUAUAUCUGAUGAAAACCCCGUCAUUCUUAAUUUUAAUUUUUGUGAAACUCUCAGCUUUUUUUUUUCUUUUUGUUUUUAUGUGUUAAUUUCAAUUGUUUUGUGGCUUGUGUCACUUGUGUGCAAUGAUCUCGAUUUGAUAGGGGUGGAUGGGGUUUUUUAGAGUAGAUUUUGCUUUAUGAUUGUCAUGGGUUGAAAUUGAGGAAAUUCUUGCAGAAUGAUAUCUAUUAGAAAAAACAACAUAACGAUAUUUGUUGGCCCAGUGCAGGUAAUUUGUGCGAGACAAUCUAAUUGUUAUUCUGUGAUCACCAAUUGAAAUUGGUUAAGUGUUCGUUGGUGGUUUUCAUGCUAUGCUUAUGAAUCAAACUGAAACCAUGGUGUAAACUGAUGUACUUUCUUUUUGAGCUUAUGUGUAUGUGCGUGUUGGCUGUAUCCUUGUUAUGUCACUAUCUUUAGUAACUAGUUUGUCUACUUGAUCAUCUCAACUCAUAUUGGUACAUCUCAUUUGCUAUUUAGUGACUGAAAUCUUGAAUCAAUUGGAUUACGUUCAAAUUUGGUUUGUCUAUUAGACUUUGAUGAAGAGAUGUUUUGAGCAUUUGGGUUUUUACUUCUUAUAACUAUUCUCUAUUUUAUUCAAAUAUAAGUUCUUAUUUCCAUUCAAUGCAAUUUGGGUUGCUAUUAUUUCCAUUAACGUUUGCUGCAGAAUUAGUUGGCUUAUUGGCAGUAAAUGAUCUAGGAUUCGUAGUUCAUUGAUCCCACGAUAAUUCCUUUGAAUGGGAGAAGAUCAAAGUUAAUUUAACCAAAUGGGGUGACUAGAGAGUGUUUGGUUGUGUAAAACAUUAUGCUGGGAAAUUAUUUUUAUUUCGGGGUGAAAAAGUUUCCUCUGUGAAACAGUGUAAGGAAGGGAACUAGUUUGUAGUUAUAUUUUUCCUGAUAUAGUAUUUUUCCAUGGAGGAACAUCAAUUUUCCUUAAAAGUGUUUUCUGGCCAACCAUUUAAAAAAGCUUUAUUUAUCCAGAGUAGUCUAUUACUAUUCCUUCAAUUUUAUGUUGCUCUUAGUUAGAAUUUUGGAGAAAUAGAGGGCAAUUAAGGAUAAUGAUGUAUAUAAAAUAGUGGGUGGGUUGAAGCAACCCAAUUAGUAAAGUGGGAACAACAAUAUGAGAGAAAAGGAGUGUUAUUGUGUUUAAUAUAGUUGGGCAUUCAUUAUCCAAUAAUAGGAUUAUCCUACAUCAGAAGGUAUUUUAUGUAUACUUUGUCUCAGGUUUUUGUUUUGAAAGGUAAAAGAAGUGGCUUACAGCCAUAAUGGUGGAGUUGGCUGCUGAGAAGCAUGUCCAAUAUGUCAUAUCUGUCGAGAAGAAAAAGGAUGGAUUUGAAUCGGUGGUCAUGGAGCACCUUAGGAUGAAUGGUGCUUAUUGGGGACUGACAACGCUGGAUCUUUUGGGAAAGCUUCAAGUUGUGGAUCAAGAUGAAGUUAUUUCAUGGGUGAUGCAGUGUCAACAUGAGUCUGGUGGAUUCGGUGGUAAUAUCGGACAUGAUCCACAUAUUCUUUAUACUCUCAGUGCUGUUCAAGUUCUAGCUCUGUUUGAUAAGAUACAUAUUCUUGACGUUGCUAAGGUGACAAAUUAUAUUGUGGAGCUGCAGAAUGAGGAUGGAUCAUUUUCGGGAGACAUCUGGGGUGAAGUGGAUACUAGAUUUUCAUAUAUUGCAAUCUGUUGUCUGUCAUUGCUACAUCAAUUGGACAAAAUUGAUGUGGAGAAGGCUGUGAACUACAUUGUAAGGUGCAAAAACCUUGAUGGGGGAUUUGGAUGCACGCCUGGUGGGGAAUCACAUGCAGGACAAAUUUUUUGCUGUGUUGGUGCUCUUGCUAUAACGGGCGCUCUGCAUCAUGUUGACAAGGACCUCUUGGGUUGGUGGUUGUGUGAGCGCCAAGUGAAGUCAGGAGGUCUAAAUGGUCGACCAGAGAAGCUUCCAGAUGUCUGCUACUCAUGGUGGGUACUUUCUAGUUUGAUUAUGAUCGACAGAGUUCACUGGAUUGACAAAGAAAAGCUUGUUAAAUUUAUCUUAGACUGCCAGGAUUUAGAGAAAGGAGGAAUCUCAGAUAGGCCAGAUGACGCUGUCGAUGUUUUCCACACUUACUUCGGAGUUGCAGGUCUGUCACUUCUUGAGUAUCCUGGAGUGAAAGCCGUAGAUCCUGCCUAUGCAUUACCAGUUGAUGUGGUGAAUAAGAUUCUAAUUGGCUCAUAAAACCAUCUUAUGAUAUAUUGGAGCUAUGCCUGUUUGGAUCUACAAGAACUUAGACUUGCACGUCGAGUUCUCUUUCUGUUACUGAGAAUAAUGGGCUAUCGAAUUUGAUGGUUUUAGGGAAGAAAACAAAUUGUGGUGAACUAUCUUGUUUUAUCAUAAUUGAACCUUUAUCAAUUGGCUUUCGCUAUGGUUUGACUAUAAUGUGAUGAGAAGUUCACCGCUAUUGUGCUAACAA